This is a messenger RNA of Manihot esculenta (cassava), 2899 nucleotides long. Its product is annotated as cation/H(+) antiporter 1. The record is from RefSeq and is a predicted model, not a curated record. NCBI's taxonomy places the organism in Eukaryota, Viridiplantae, Streptophyta, Magnoliopsida, Malpighiales, Euphorbiaceae. Gene Ontology annotation, biological process: regulation of pH; proton transmembrane transport. Bases 410 to 2758 code for a protein of 782 amino acids. Gene Ontology annotation, cellular component: endomembrane system; membrane. The transcript is spliced from 4 exons. Gene Ontology annotation, molecular function: antiporter activity.
CAAAAUUCUGAAAUUAUUCUUCAGUUUUAAAUAAUAAAGUAUCAAACUAUGCAUAAUGGAAAUAAAGAAAAAUUGAGAUUCAGAGCUUUUAAAGCUUUGUAAGCAUAUUAUAUCCGGAAACAAAGCUCCUCCAUCGAUAAUCUCUCUUGCCUUCUGCUCAAUAAUCUUAAUGAUGACCAAAAACAAAAGAAACAAACAAACAAACAAACAAAAGAAAGAAAGAAACACAGAAUCAAAGAGAAAUAGAAAAGAGAUACACAGGGGCUGAAGGAAAUAUUAAGAUUUUGCUAAGGCUAUCAUCCUUCCAAUCUGUUACCCCAUUUUUGUUGCUUCCAAGAAACCAUCUCUCAAGCUUAUCAGAACCCCCCCAUCUUCCUGUUUCUUCCAUCCUCCUUAAUUAUCCUUAACAAUGGAAGCAGCAAAAAGAGCAAUGUGUGUGGAUGAUCCAAUUAACCCUCUCAUUACCACCACCUUACAAGCUUCCGGCAUUCUUGUCAUCUCCCACUUCUUCCAUAUUAUCUUGAAACCUAUGGGACAACCUGGACCUGUUGCUCAAAUUUUGGCAGGAAUUGUGCUAGGUCCCUCUUUAUUAUCUCACUUCAGCGUAAUCAAAGAAUUUUUUCUUCAAUCUUCUUCGGCUGAUUAUUAUGAUGUUUUUUCUUCAAUUUACAACAUACUUUUUAUGUUCUUGAUUGGUUUGGAGACUGAUAUUCCUUAUCUAAGGAGAAAUUUGAGAAGAGCAAGCAUUAUUGCAUACGGUGGAAUGCUAAUUUGUAGCAUAUUUGGUCUUGCUGCUUCUUUUUUCAUUAUUCGUAUAUUAAAGUUCUCAGCAAACACGGUUGCUCUUGCCAAUGUAAUCAUGAUUAUCCUAGCCACCACAGCCUCUCCUGUGGUGAUUCGCCUCGCAGCUGAACUGAAAUUUUCAACCUCAGACACAGGAAGAUUGGCGAUUUGUUCCUCUCUCAUCAAUGAAAUCACUUGUGUACUUUGGCUUUGUCUAAUUGUCAUCUUCAUGUCAUGGAGCAUGUUUGGCAGGGCUAUUCUUUUCUCGUUACUGUCUCUUGGUCUCAUUAUUGUAAAUAAAUACAUAGCUGCUUGGUGUGACCAACGGAACAGGAAUCAAAAAUAUGUGACCAACACCGAGAUGCUUUCCAUCUUGUUCCUUGUCAUUGCUCUAUCAUUUCUUACAGAAGAAUAUGGAUUUAACAGUACAAUUCCUUGUUUUCUCCUCGGCCUAUUUUUCCCCAGGGAAGGCAAAACUACUCGGACUUUGUUGAUCAGGCUUGCUUAUUCUGUUCACAACUUCAUUCUCCCAAUUUACUUUGGAUACAUAGGUUUCCAGUUCAAUAUAACAUACCUCAAUAGCUAUAGAAAUGUCAUAGCAGUUGUCCUUAUGCUGAUUCUGAGUAUGGGAGGAAAAAUUAUCGGUACAUUAGCUGCUUGCCAUUACCUAAAUAUUCCAGAAAUUGAUGGGAUUAUCCUGUCUUUUCUGCUCAACAUGAAAGGCCACGCUGAACUUCUAGUUGUUGGAGUGCUGAGAAAGUCUAUUGUAAGUUCAUGGUGGGAUCAGAAUAUUCACAAUUUGGUUGUAAUGGUUGUAGUGCUCAACACAGUAAUCUCAGGACCUGCAGUGGCUUAUAUGUUAAGAAAAAAUUCGAAGUACUAUUCUCAGAAGCAGACUUCACUUGAAUUUCGUGAACCAGAGAGUGAACUUCGUAUGCUGGCUUGUGUUUAUGGUUCUCGCCAUAUAUCAGAAAAAGUUGGGUUAAUCUUUGCCAUGAGUGGAACCUCAGAAACUCCCACCACAGCUUACUUGGCGCACCUGGUAGAGCUCCCAAAGAAACGCCGCAAGAAGAAGUUGAUGUACCACCAGCUAAAAGAUGGAGAUCAAUUUAGUGAUGAAGAGGAGUAUGGUGGGAAUGAAGUUGUAGAGAUCAAUGAUACUGUGGAUACAUUGACAAUGGAGACCAAAUUAAUGAUCCAUCAAAGUAAAGUUGUGUCAUCUUUUCCAAGAAUGUACGAGGAUGUCUGUGAUGCAAUUGAAGACUUGAGAGUAUCAAUUGUGUUGCUCACUUUUCACAAGCACCAGCGCCUUGAUAGUGAAUUGGAGUCCGGCAAGGAAGGAAUAAGACUAACGAACCAAAAGCUUCUUCGCCAUGCCCCUUGCUCAGUGGGAAUCUUUGUAGAUAGAGGCCAGACAGGAUUUCACUUGCCUACCCCCGAGUCAUUACAAAAUGUUGCGACAUUGUUCUUUGGAGGCGCAGAUGAUCGAGAGGCAUUAGCUUGUAGCAAAAGAAUGGCCACACACCCCCACAUUAAUUUCACACUGAUUCGCUUCCAGGAAGAAUCACAAAGUGAACACAAGGAGUUUCUUGACAAUACCUCACACAGCAAUACCGAGAUUCUAAUGGAAAUGUCAAGCCGUGACAUGGAAGCUGAAAUUGACAGAGCAUUUCUGGAGGAUUUCUAUAAAAGAUACGUGGCAUCAGGUCAAGCUGGGUACGAGGACAGGUAUGUGAACAAUAGAGCGCAGACACUGGAGGCAUUGACAAGCAUUGCAGAGAGAUUUUCUUUGUUGAUAGUAGGGAGGGGUGGAAGAUGGCACUCACCCAUAACUUCAGAUUUGAGUGACUGGGAAGAAUGUCCAGAACUCGGCACAGUCGGAGACCUUCUAGCUUCUUCAGAAUUCAACAUAAAUUGUUCAGUUUUAGUCGUUCAACAACACCAGCUCUCGGAGGCUGACCUCACGGAUGAUUAGAGAUGAUUAGAUAUGUACAUACUUUCAUGUGUAUAUAUUUGUCAAAGUCUUGUAUGUAUCAUUAGGAUAGUUAGUCUUGGUUUUAGUUCCCAUUUGAAAUUGGAAAAUAGUUACUCAGAAACUUUUAAAAUGUUCGUUCCA